Messenger RNA from Cylindrotheca closterium, 753 nucleotides. NCBI's taxonomy places the organism in Eukaryota, Bacillariophyta, Bacillariophyceae, Bacillariales, Bacillariaceae. The record is from the annotation of a GenBank genome assembly.
AUGGCUGUUGCGAUGCAAGUGGAAAGCAACCAGUCCUCCAGUGACACAUAUGUGGAGUUUUCAUCGAAUGCUACAACUAUAAACUCUGCUGUGAUACAAUCUCGCAUCCGUCAGUCAGUGUCCUUGCAGCAACAAGAUGCCGAAAUGGAUGCUGAGGAUUCGCAACCAGUUUUCCCCAAGCUUUCUGCUGCCCAAGCAGCUGGAAAUAAGAUUGAAUACCGAAGAGUGAGAUGUCCCAAUCAUAGAUACACUCCGCUUCGUGAGCAUUGGGAACAGAUAUUGACUCCUCUGGUUGAAUACUUGAAAUUGCAGGUACGCUUCAAUACAAAAACAAGAAGCGUAGAAAUGAAGACCUCGCACCAUACUGCUGAUGUGGGUGCCUUGCAGAAGGGAGCAGACUUCGUCAGUGCCUUUAUGAUGGGGUUCGAGGUUCAAGAUGCAGUCGCUCUUCUGAGAAUGGAUGACCUCUAUGUCGAAAGUUUCCAGGUGACGGAUGUCAAAAUGUUGAAAGGGGACCAUUUAUCACGUGCUGUCGGCCGAAUUGCUGGACAAGACGGAAAGACACGGUUUGCAAUCGAGAAUGCCACAAGAACACGAAUUGUGAUUGCCGAUCAACGAGUCCAUAUGCUUGGUAGCUACGCCAACUUACGGGUUGCUCGAAACGCAAUUUGUGAUUUAGUCCUUGGAGCGCCGCCGGGAAAGGUUUACAAUAACAUGCGCAACGUUGCCAAACGGAUGAAUGAACGGUAUUAG